This is a messenger RNA of Copidosoma floridanum, 3801 nucleotides long. It is a transcript of the gene lin, whose product is annotated as protein lines homolog. Lineage: Eukaryota; Metazoa; Arthropoda; Insecta; Hymenoptera; Encyrtidae. The record is from RefSeq and is a predicted model, not a curated record.
CCAAAAGUUAUCGUCUCUGGGAUAAUGCAUCGAGAAGUGCUACCGUGUUACGCGGCGUCUAUUUGCCCGAAGCCUUGCGCUCGCGUUUCGAACCAAAGAGUUAUGCCGAUCUCGCGUUCGAAGCUAUUUCGCGGACGCAAAGUGUCGACGGGAUUUCGACGUUCGGACUGUUUUUCACAAAUAAAAUGCCUCGGAAACGGUAGCAGUGGCGCACCCGCGACUCGGGAGAUUUGGCAACGCCGCCGGGCCGCGGAUCGGGACAGGCAUCUGCUCCUGCGGAGAUCAGAGGCGGCCAUGCAGCCGAGCUGCCCGUGAAAGUAUACAUAGGUAUAUACAACACGUAACAUAGUGCUCUUCCCGAUCUUUGCGCGGCUACUGCUCUCGGCUCGUUUGCUCCUCCUUGCAUACGCGCGGGCGGCCGAUACCGAGUGUUUUUACAGUGCAAUUGAACGAUAUCAAAGAGUCCUCGAGAGUGAGUGUGCGUGUGCAACGAGUCGCGGUGUCCAGGACGCGAGCAAAAGAUCGAGAGCGCAGCAGGGAGAGAGAGAGAGUGAAAGAGCGCUCCGAAGAAAUCGGCGUCGACGUCCGUGUGGCACGUAACUCGAUGCUCUCCGCGAGAGCGACAAGGACAGAGCCAUAUCUUCCAUCGCAGUGUGUGCGCGUGUGUGUCGGAGAGAGACGGGCCGACGCGCUUCUUAAUACACAUUCUCGAUCGUGUACGUCCGUCAUCCUGAGGACGACGUAGUUGAGGAAUCGGUAACUGAAGGGUGGUCGGGAGGUCCGGUUCGAGGGCCUGCAGAGAGCGGAGAAGAGAGGAGGCCGCUGGGGAAGACCGGUGGUCCUUUGUGGGAGAGGGUCGGCUGUUAGGGGGGAGAGCUGCUGCUGGUUCUUGCUGACCUGGUGCACCCGGGCGGUGGAGCCUCCGGGACCAACUCGGAGCACAAAGGAUCUUCGUGGGAGGGGCGCCAGAGGACACGCGGGUGACUUUUCUUGGGAUGAAAGUGGCCCUGGAUCCCUGGGACGUGCCUGGUGUCUGGCUACUGAGAUGAUACCGUGCACCUAAGUUUAUGAUCGUUUCAUCAGCAUCCAAUGGGGCAGUUAACGUCCAACCCAACAGCGACAAAAUGUUUUUGCCAAGGGUAACCUGACUGAGGAAUUGAAAGCUAAAAAAAAGCCCAUGGUACUUCGACGUUCUGGCAGCAAUCCUCCUAGUCUAAACAUGGAGGAACCUGCAAAAAAGAAACAAAGGAUCGACAACGACGAGGAGAACGACGAAGCAUCGGAGAUCGAGCGGCUGCAAACGAACCUGCUGUCCCACUGUUUGUGCAACGUCUCGGAGAGCAGCCUGCGCAAGCCAUUUAUCAGCAGCGGCAACGGCAACGACCGGGAAUUCAGAUCCACAGUACUGUCCGAGUGGGAGCCAGACAAGUGCCUUGAAUUCUUGAGUGCGUUACAGCUCAUGUUCGACGUGGCCAUCAAACAAAACACCAGAGGCCUCAUGUGCAGCCGCAUAGCGGACGUGUGCAAGGCUCUGGCGCGCAACGAGCACGGAAUCGUCGACCAGAUAAUCGAUCUGUCCUGCACAAACAACAAGUUCAUAUCGUUCGCCGCGAGUCGAGCUCUUGCCUCCUUCUUCAUCAUAACCAAGGAGAACGUCGACAGUUCCUGGCUGGAAAGACUCACCCAAUCACUGGUCAACACGCACUCGCCCACACAAAUGCUGUUCACCCUCGAUGUUGUCAAAACGGUAGUGGAGCACAAAGACUGCAGUAUACAUCCACUCGAGGAUGCCGAGACGUCGAAUCCACCAGCUGGAUGCAAUACCAUCCAGCUCGAGGACGCUGAGAGUCUGGAUAGCACCCCGGUCAAGGCCUUGUGCGUUAAAGCGCUGGAAUCCAAGUGGACCGUUCUCGUGUCCAAGUUCGACGCCAUUCUCAGCUCUUACACGCCACAGCACGAGUCUGCUGUCCUCACGUUCCUCGAGCUCUGGGAAUCGAUCAUUUCCGUCAAGGCUAAUCUCUCCGUCGUAGACACGAAGCUGUUUUACUCGCACCUAGAUAACUUAGUCUUACUGUUAACUCGUAACGUGCCGGGCGUCAUAUGGCGGCACUUGCUGGGCCUCCUCAACGAAGUGCUCUGCUAUGGCAGCACGCUCGCGUUGCAGGACGUGCUCCCCGACGAGCCCUGCUCCUUGGCUCACGUGGUCGUCAGAGCAGUCAAAGACUGGAGGCUCCUGGACUCGCUGCCCUACCGCCACGGAUCCGGUAGGUUCGGCGGUGGCUCUGGUGAUGGAGACCAGCCUCUCUUGCAAAAGGCCGUGCUACUGAUACUGAAGAGCGUGGCGGUAACAGUGAAGGAGACGCGCAGUGACUCGAGCGACUCGUCUCUGGCCUCGGAAGUUGACGACCUCAACGAAGACAUGGACGUGAUCGAGCGCAGCAUCCGCGAGACGCUUCGUCAAUUGGAUCAGUGCGUGAAGCUCCUGAUGCCCUUCCAUCCGGAGAUGCCGCUGUCGCAGUGGGUCGUGCAAAUGUUCCACGACCAGGACGACUUUCUGAUCGAGGGUAUGGUCUGCUGUCUGGACGUCGCCAACGGGCUAUUCUAUCGUGGCCCGCCGCAAAACGAUCUGGGACAUAUGCUCAGCCCCGCGCUUACCUUCAUCCAAUUUGUCAGAGCGGUGUCGCACGAUCACGAUGUGCUACUCGACUUUCUUGUCAGCAACGAGACGUGCUUUCUGCUUUACAUCUACAGGUUCUUGAAGUACGUCAGACGGUGCUGGCGCGAGUUCGUGACGUGCUGCGGCAGGGAUCUGGACGACACGAUGGCCGUACUCGCGAAUUUGAAACAGGCCAUCGACAGACUAGUAUCCAAGGAUCUGUUUCCAUACAAUAUCAACCCAGUACUGCGGCUGCUCGAAAAAUGCGAUGCGCUUUAUCGUGGAAUCGUAGAAAACUGACUCUAAUAUAGGCACCUUUACGUUACUUUUAAAGUAAAUUUCAUUCCGUAUACUUAUUUAUCAAACGUAGGCACGUACGUGUAUGUAUUGUACCGGUAAAAACGCAGGAUUUACGUAAACUGCAAUUUACUGUAGGUACUUGAAAGGCAUCCCGGUUAGCAAGAUUUCUAUUUUAAAGUAACGAGGAAGCCGUCUCUGUAAUAAAGUCAGCCAAGGUGUAAAUGCUAUUGUAAUAUGCUCUCUUUAAAAAUAUAAAUUUAGGUGAAAUUAAGAAUUAUAAAUAAUGCAUUAUUUAAAUCUGAUAAGCUAAUUAAUCCUCGAGUCGUAGGAAACGAAAAAUUUAUUUGAUGUAAACAAUGUAAUUUUGUAUCAAUAAUCGUCAUUGUAAAAUGAAGUUUUACAUUAAUUACGAAAAAAAAAAAAAUUAUUUAUUUACAAGUUUAAGAAAACCUUAACUAUGGUGGGACAAUCAAUUUUAUAGAACCUCAAGCUCUUACAAUGCUCGCAGUUGUGCAAAUAAAUAUUAGACUCAUUAGUUGCAUCAAUAUUGAGUACAAAAAGCAUUUUGACAAACCAUAUGUAGUAAAAGUUUUUAUAUAUAUCGUUAAUUAAUUGUAAUGGUGCUACGAAACGUGUGUAUCUCUACCAAAGCACCAUAAAAAAAUUAAAUUUGUAAUCACGUACCAUGCCUUAUCAAUUUUCCAUGUCUCAUAGUUACUUGAUUAGGUUGAAUUUUUUCAUUUUUCAAAUUGCCAAUAUUUAUUGCGGAUAGUAUUGUUAAAUACGUAAAAAUCAAUUUAAAGAAUGUAACUUUUAAAAAUUACUAGAUCAAUGUAAAUUUAUUA